GUUGCAAGUUGACGCGUACGGGAACGAGAGCGUAAAAUGAUCGCGACGUGAGAGUACCGUCGCGGAGAAUCGGAGUGUUAUUUUCCCCCUUCGUUCUCUCGCGCUCGUCUGUGUCCGCUUCCUCUGAAUUCGUCGUCUGCCUUCGCGCUCGAUCUCACGUCAAAGAAAAGGAUGCGGCGCGCCACUUCGCUUCUGCUGUUGCUCUGCCUGCUGGCACCCGCCCGCAGCCAAGACGGCGAUCUCUACUUCUCAGUGAGCCCCGCGGAGCACUCGGUCGUCGAGGGACUUCCAGUACGCUUGAGAUGCGAAGCACAGCCGGCCUCGCACGUGAAAUACUCGUGGAAGAUAGACGGACAGCCGCUCGCUCCCAGUCCGCGGAGGCAUCAAGUCGAGGGCGAUCUUGAAAUCACCAGGGUCAAUCGAAUCUUGGACAGCGGGAACUUCGUCUGCGUGGCCACACACGAGGAGACCGGCUACGCGAUCGAGAGCUCGCCCGCGAAAAUCGACGUUCAAUCUCGCAAUCGCCGGAAGGUGACAGAUAGACCUGCGUGCAAAAUUACGUGCGUACAAAAGACGAUGGGUAAAAUGGAACUUUGGCCUCCACUUUGA
This is a messenger RNA of Dinoponera quadriceps, 609 nucleotides long. RefSeq names its product inactive tyrosine-protein kinase 7-like. The transcript is spliced from 3 exons. The record is from RefSeq and is a predicted model, not a curated record. NCBI's taxonomy places the organism in Eukaryota, Metazoa, Arthropoda, Insecta, Hymenoptera, Formicidae. The coding region runs from base 172 to 609 and encodes 145 amino acids.